CCAUCUCGUAUUCUUCUCUUUCUCCCAGAUUCAUAUGUCAUGGAGAAUCGGAGGCCACAAUCUCAACAUCAACCUCAACCUCUUCGGAUAGCCAAGACCCCAACGUUGUCGAAACUUGGUGUUGGGCCAAUCUCUAGGUACCCUCACAUUCCGCGGAGACGGUCGUCCUUAUGUGCGGUUUCGAGAACCUGUUCGGGCCAGUCUGCUAUCUCAACAAGGACGCCGUCAUUUGGGAAUGACGUGGGUCAAUUGCAAAUUUUGAAGACCCGCGCUGAUACAAACGUUUUGGAUGAAGCAUUUCGUCGUGAUCUGGAUGAUGUCGAUGAACUUGAUGUAAGUCAUUCCCAACUUUGCUUUGAGGGUAUUGGAUCUGACAGAUGAUGUAGGUGGAGAAGAACGGCCUUGAACUUGCUAGGCAGAAUAGACUCAAAACCAGAAACCGAUUGCUUCCUUGGUUCUUCCGUACAGCUAGCCCUAGGCCUUGGUUCACAUCAGCGAAAUCGUCGAGAGAUCCUGUGAGGAUACCCCCUCUCGCAGAUUCUCUGGGAUCGACACUCUCCGCUGGUAAACAACCUGGCAUGUCCAUAAGGACUUCGUGUCGACAGUUCUCGCUGCAACCUGAGGGGCUGAGUCACUCAGUUCCGCGGAGAGUCCCUGUUGCUACAGUCAAUCUAAAGGCUAUAGCGGAAAGUCCCAGGAUCCGCGCACACUCCAUAUCCAUGUGGGUUACUGUUGACGCGUUCGUUGAUGUAAAUCCGGUCGAGUCCUUUGAUUUUGAAUGCCUCACGCCGUUGGAUAUGGUUAUUAUACUUGAUGAUGUACCGUUGAUGUCGAUUGGAACUCUGAGAAAGGCGGUUACGAGCUGUUCAGUCGUUGUCUCGAGUUUGAAUACUGAAAUCGAUCAUUUCGCUAUUGGAUAUCUGGAUGCGGGAUCUGAGGACCAUCUUAACGUGUUGCUACCACUGGGGUUGAAUUCCGUGAGAUCCGCCAUGAGAGCGAUGGAGACGUACCAAAUCGCCCACCUGGCGGGAAAGAAUGACAAGAAACCUGACAUACAUAAGGCCAUUAGACGAGCCGCGAGUAUGCUCAACAGCCGUGGGAGGGCUACUAUAGGUCACAUUCUGUUCAUCACUGCUAGUCUUGGUAUGCAGUUUUCGAUUCCCUCGAUGGGGGAGAAACUCAGCAUCCAUACAAUGUCUCCUGACUGUCGCUUCCAUUUUGAGAACGAGGAGACGCCUCGAGGGUGGCAUGUAUUUUCAGACACUGAAUGUUAUGAAAAAGGCUCAGCAAAGGAUAUUGUACAAGGCAAGGUUCGCAAAAUGGUCAGACAUAUUCGCGCGGGAGUUGACUCGGGUGCCAUCACGGACUUGACAUUGAAUCUCACUCCUCGAGAGGACUGCCAGAUCCUUUCUAUAUGGGAAGACACACAGUUGCCAACGUUGCGGCCGGGGGAGAGAUGGGUGGUUCCAGUUCAAGUUAGCGUGCCAGCGACGGACCAAAGGUCGAUCGAAGAUGACAGGCCAGCGGUCAAUGGAAGUUCUUACCCGAUUGAGAAGCUGAUGAAUCAGUUGUACGAAAUGCUAGGGAGCUUUUCCCGUGAAGUUGUUACGCAGGAUAUUAUGGCUGCGUGUCUCGAGUACAAGCAUUCCGCGCUGGGGGAACACGCCACUGUUCGGUCAGAGAGCUACUGCAGAAUGAAACGGAAUGUGCACAGAUGUUAUCCGGAAGGAGCUGGUCCAGGGCUACCAAUUAUGGGAAAUCUCGUGUUGGUGGAAGAGAUGGGAGGCCUAAGGGCAGGUCGAUUCGAGGAGGAUGAAGAGGAAUACUAUGAAGAAGAAGAAGAAGAUGAAGAAGGAUACGAUGGAGGUGAAGAGGAUGGGGGGGACGAUGGCGACGGUGACGAUGACGAUUAUGAGGGUGGUAACAGCGAGGAGGACGAGGACGAAGAAGAUGAAGAGGACGAGGAAGAAGAAGAGGAAGACUGUGAGGAGGAACGGGAGGAAGAGGAGCAGCCAGAAGGCCAUGAAGAAGACGAGGAAGGAGAAAUGUAUGAGGAAGAUGUGUACUUUGAUGACGGGGACUAUCGGCAUUCAGAAGGCGAACAGCUGUACAGAUGGUGAGCAUUGGGGUAUAUUCUGCUGUCAGAAUAGACGCUUCAGUAUCCAGAAGAUCAUUACUUGAGAUGGGCCUGCAGUCAAUAGAUCAUUGAUAACUUGACGGUUUGAUAUAAUAAGACAAAUUUCAUUCAUCGAGG
Molecule: messenger RNA, 2254 nt
Organism: Monascus purpureus
Lineage: Eukaryota; Fungi; Ascomycota; Eurotiomycetes; Eurotiales; Aspergillaceae
Source: the annotation of a GenBank genome assembly